ACCAUGUAUCAGAGCAUCGCCCUGGCCUCCAACCACGGCCAAUCUGCUUAUGCCCACGAUUCGGGCAAUUUCCUACACAGCACGGCCAGCCCUCCUGUAUAUGUGCCCACAACCCGGGUCCCUGCAAUGCUGCAGUCUCUGCCUUACCUCCAGAGCUGUGACACUGGCCACCAGGGCCACCACUUGGGCAACCACCAUGGAUGGGCACAGACAGCGAAUGAGAGCCAUGCAUUCAAUGCCAGCAGCCCCCACACUCCAUCCGGCUUCUACUCACACAGCCCCCCAGUGGGUAACAGCACAGGCAGGGAAGGAGCUUACCAGAGUCCCCUAAUGCUGAGCAGUGGGGGUCGGGAUCAGUAUGGGAGUCCCUUGGUGCGCUCAGUAAAUGGCUCCUACUCCAGUCCAUACUCUUAUGUGGGCACAGAAAUGGCACCUUCUUGGGCAGCUGGACACUUUGAGAGCACAAUGUUACACGGCUUCCAGGGCAGACAGGCCUUGCAAGGCCGGAGACCCAGCCUAGAAUUCUUUGAAGAGUACCAUGGAGAGGGGAGAGAAUGUGUCAACUGUGGUGCAAUGUCCACCCCUCUGUGGAGGAGAGAUGGUACUGGCCAUUACCUGUGUAAUGCCUGUGGGCUCUACCACAAAAUGAACGGCAUCAACCGACCACUUAUCAAGCCACAGAAGAGACUGUCUUCCAGUCGGCGUGCAGGCCUGUGCUGUACAAACUGCCACACAACAACCACAACCCUAUGGAGGCGCAACUCUGAAGGGGAGCCAGUGUGUAACGCUUGUGGUCUUUAUAUGAAAUUACAUGGGGUUCCUCGUCCUUUAGCUAUGAAGAAAGAAAGUAUCCAGACUCGAAAGAGGAAACCUAAAAAUGCCAACAAAGGAAAGUCCACCACAGGGUCUACAGCUUCAGCCACCAACUCUCCAUCUUCAGUUACAAACACAGACUCCACGCCUGUCUUAAAAACUGAACCCAACUUAAAUGCACAUUUUCCAGUAUCAGUUUCCCAGGGUCAAAACCAAGCAGAUGAUCUUGUAAAUGGACCUCAUGAGCUGAAAUUUAUCCCUGAUGAAUACACCUUUAGUUCAGCUACGCUAAGCCAACAAUCAGGACUGAGUGUGCCUCUUCGCCAGGACUCAUGGUGUGCGUUGGCUCUUGCUUAAGUGAAAAACUGAAUAUAAAACAGCUGACGUAUCUACUGGCCCUUUAAGUGGGCAAGUGCAAAGAGGAGACUGCUCAAGGCAUCUAAGUACUCAAGAGAAAAAAAUUCAUUACUGGCCACAAGCGGGAAAUGUUUAGCAUUAAUGCUGUAACCAUUGAUGUAACUUGACUUUCUCGUUCUUAUAUCUAAUGGUUACAUAG
Molecule: messenger RNA, 1369 nt
Organism: Bombina bombina (fire-bellied toad)
Lineage: Eukaryota; Metazoa; Chordata; Amphibia; Anura; Bombinatoridae
Gene: GATA5
Product: GATA binding protein 5
Exons: 6
Coding region: 4-1170 (388 amino acids)
Biological process (GO): negative regulation of transcription by RNA polymerase II; positive regulation of transcription by RNA polymerase II; cardiac muscle tissue development
Cellular component (GO): nucleus
Molecular function (GO): RNA polymerase II cis-regulatory region sequence-specific DNA binding; zinc ion binding; DNA-binding transcription factor activity, RNA polymerase II-specific
Source: RefSeq, a predicted model, not a curated record